Molecule: messenger RNA, 1125 nt
Organism: Myotis brandtii (Brandt's bat)
Lineage: Eukaryota; Metazoa; Chordata; Mammalia; Chiroptera; Vespertilionidae
Product: cytochrome c oxidase assembly protein COX16 homolog, mitochondrial
Exons: 5
Coding region: 570-890 (106 amino acids)
Biological process (GO): mitochondrial respiratory chain complex IV assembly
Cellular component (GO): mitochondrial inner membrane
Source: RefSeq, a predicted model, not a curated record
UGUACACACAUAUGUGGAUAAAUGAUAGUAUAGUAGUGAAGCCUUAUGGAGAGUUAAAGAGGUAGAAAGCUGCUCUGGUUUCUAGAUUUCUGGUGGAAAGGGUGAUCUAAAUUGAGGGAGUAAGAGAGUGAGCCUGACAGGAUGCCCAGUUUGAGUCAUAAGAAAAAGGAAGGAAAACUGAAGCAACUAGUUUAAAACCUUAGAAUUCUUAUUUCUCAUAACACUUAAGGUGAAGUUGAGGCAAAAUGCCAUAAUCCAGCUUUGCGCAAGUCAAUCUGUCGGAAAACCUUUGAGGUUUAGAGAUAAAUCUUACCAAUCUCCGGCCUACCUUAGUGACUUUUUGGAUACCUCACAGCCUGUGAAAGGAUCAGCUGGAAUGAUUGUGGUCAGAGCUGUAGUGACGGGGACAAAACAACCCAGUGAAAACUCCACAAAGGAAAAAGUAGUGCCUCCAAGGUGGUGCCUGAGUCCCCAGGCUGCUAACACGUCCCCCAGGGCUAAUAACAGGCAAACUCUGAGCGAGGGAACUGCUCUUGGCCGGGUGGGCACGCGGAUCGGAGAGUCCUGUCAUGUUCACACACGCGGUAACGCGCGCCUUGCGCAAGAACAAGACCCUUCGCUACGGGGUGCCCAUGUUGUUGUUGGUUGUUGGAGGUUCUUUUGGUCUUCGUGAGUUUUCACAAAUCCGUUAUGAUGCUGUGAAGAUUAAAAUUGAUCCUGAAUUAGAAAAAAAACUGAAAAUGAAUCAAGUAUCACUGGAAUCAGAGUAUGAGAAAAUAAAGGAUUCUGCUUUUGAUGACUGGAAGAAUAUUCGAGGACCCAGGCCUUGGGAAGAUCCUGACCUCCUCCAAGGACGAAAUCCAGAAAUCCUGAAGACUAUCAUAGCUUGACUAUGCUGAUUCUUUUUUUUUUUUUUUCUUUUUAAUGUUAUCAACUGAAUUUGCACUACAUAUUCCUAUCUGGUGGAAAGAAAAUUCCAGAUCUGCAGAAGCCUGGUUGUGAGUAAUUCAGUGACAGAUAAUUAUGAUUAAAAAAUCAGGUUCAAGUUUUUGCUUCCCAACUCUGCCAUUUGCAAAUGUAUAUUUUAUAGCACUCAAUAAAAAUGUGAACAUUGCUACUUAAAAA